This is a messenger RNA of Hydractinia symbiolongicarpus, 4914 nucleotides long. RefSeq lists its product as uncharacterized. Gene Ontology annotation, molecular function: DNA helicase activity. The record is from RefSeq and is a predicted model, not a curated record. Gene Ontology annotation, biological process: DNA repair; telomere maintenance. The transcript has 8 exons. Lineage: Eukaryota; Metazoa; Cnidaria; Hydrozoa; Anthoathecata; Hydractiniidae. Bases 1 to 4914 code for a protein of 1637 amino acids.
AUGAAUGUUCCUCCAGAAUUUAUUUUAUUGGAACAUAACUAUGCAAAUAAUGUUCCCCAUGAAAACGCUGUUGUGAAUGUUGAUCAUAAUUAUGCAAUUCCCCGCCUACAUAAUGAUUUGGAUGUUGUUGACGCGCGCAGAAGUCUUGAUGUUAAACGUCACAGGGUACAAAGGGCCAAUGAAACUUUAGAACAGGCCCAACAGCGUAGAGCGGCAAAUGCUCUACGCCAAAAUGCAAGACGAGCAGCAGAAAAUGUAGAAGACGCAAACGCUCGCCAACAGGUAGAUGUACAACGUCAUCGUGUGAAUAGAGAAAAUGAAUUACCCCAACAAGCUGCAGUAAGACGUAGAGCAGAUGUUUUGCGUCAUCGAGUAGCUAGGGCUCUGAAUAGAGAAAAUGAAUUACCCCAACAAGCUGCAGUAAGGCGUAGAGCGGAUGUUUUGCGUCAUCGAGUUAGGGCUCCGCGUUUACUAAAUUUAGCUAGGAUUAACAAUGUUUUACCUCCCACACAUUCUGCAGGUGAGUUUACUAUUGUGUGUGAGCAUUGUCGAGCUAUUAAAUUUAAUAAUGAAAAUCAUUUUAAGUGUUGUCACAAUGGCAAAGUGGCCCUGCCUGCUAUAUUACAAUUUCCUGCUGAAAUACGUGAAUUGUUAAGCAACGACUCUGCCCAAGCUAAACAGUUUCGUAAGUAUAUCAGAGUAUACAAUAAUGCAUUUAGUUUUGCUUCUUUGACAGCAAACAUUCGACCACCACCAGGUCAUGGACCCCCCUGUUUUAGAAUAUGUGGUCAAUUAUUUCACAGGUAUGGUGCUUUAUUACCUGCUCAGAAUGAAGUACCUAAUUUUAGCCAAUUGUAUAUUGUAGAGGCUGCAGCUGGCUUAAACAUGCGUAUUGAGAAUCCGACACAUGCUCAUUGUAAUCGUGAAACAAUGCAGAUAAUUCAAGAUGUUCUUAACAGGGAUUCUCCAUAUGCUGCAGCUUAUAGAAAUAUGGCUGAAGUGGAACGUGAAGAAACAGCCAGAGCAGCAGCAGAAAACAGACAGCCUUCCGUUGUAAGUAUGGUAAUGCGCGAGGGUAAUGAUCGCAGAAGGUAUAAUGCACCUCUGCAUCAGGAAGUUGCUGCCAUCUUUGUUGGUAAUGAUGGAGCACCUCCUGCUGCAAGAGAUAUUGUUGUUUAUUUACGUAAUCAACCUUUGCGGCAAAUCCCUCAUAUAUCAUGCAAUAUUGAUCCUAUGAUGUAUCCUAUUUUAUUUCCACGUGGUGACCCUGGUUGGGACCAAAACAUGGCCCACGUCAGGGAGCAUGCAACUGGAGUAAGAAAUAGGCUAACCCAGUUGGAAUAUUAUAUUUACCGCAUUGCUAUUAGGCGAGAAUUUUCUGCCCUUCAUCUAGCAGGCAAAUUGAUUCAGCAAUUUUUAGUAGAUGCAUAUGUUAAAGUUGAAGGCCAACGGCAUGCAUUUAUUAGACGAAAUCAAAAUCAGCUUCGAGCAGAGUCCUACCAAGGACUUCUGGAUUACCUCCAAAAUGCUGCAGAUCAACGUAACUUACAGACAGGUAAUGUUGUUGUCUUGCCUUCUACCUUUUCCGGCUCACCCCGCAACAUGCAUCAGUUGUAUCUUGAUGCAAUGGCAUUGGUUUCAAAAAAAGGUAAGCCAGAUUUGUUCUUGACUUUUACAUGCAAUCCAAAAUGGCCAGAAAUUGUUACUAAUUUGUUACCUGGUCAAUCUGCUUCUGAUAGACCAGAUUUGGUUGCAAGGAAGAGAGGUUUACCGCAUGUUCAUAUGCUUUUACAUCUACACAAUGAGUUUAAAUUACGAAAUGCUGAUGAUAUUGACUCAUUAAUUUGUGCACAGAUUCCGGAUCAAAACCAAGAUGCCGAACUGUAUGAUAUAAUAAAGUCAUGCAUGAUCCAUGGGCCAUGUGGCCACCUUAAUAAUACAUCUCCGUGCAUGAAAGAGGGUGAGUGUACUAAGCAUUUUCCUAAGCAAUUUAAUGAUGGAACUGUUAUCAAUGUAGACGGUUAUCCCAUGUACCAUCGUCCUGAUAAUGGAAGAACGGUAAGAAUUCGAAACUUGGAUGUUGAUAAUAGGUGGGUUGUGCCUUAUAACCCUUUUCUAUGUAAAAAAUAUAUGACACAUAUUAACUUGGAAGCAUGUGUGUCAAUUAAAAGUGUUAAGUAUUUGUAUAAAUAUGUUUACAAAGGUUAUGAUACUGCACAUAUAGAAAUCAAUGAGCGCAUCGAUCAUGAUGAAGUAACAACAUUCUUAGAUGCUAGAUAUGUAUCUGCACCUGAAGCAACUUGGUGCCACUGUGAAUUUCCUAUGCAUACUCAGAGUCAUUCCAUCAUAAGACUUCCUGUUCACCUUCCAAAUCACCAACAAGUGUUUUUUAGGGAAGGCAACGAGGCUGUUGCUGCUGACAGGGCUGAAAAUUCUAAGACGAUGUUAACAGCCUGGUUUCAAUUAAAUCAGCAGGACCAGCAUGCACAACGAUUUUUGUACACUGAAGUACCUUACCACUUUGUUUUUCGAAAUACGCAACAACAAAAACGGUGGGUAGUUAGGCAACGCGGUGCUGAAAAGAUAGUAAGUAGAAUGUAUAAUGCCAGUAUCCGCGAAGGUGAAAGAUAUUUUUUGCGUGUCCUUUUAUUGCAUGUCCCUGGUGCUACGUCUUUUGACGACUUAAGACAUUUCGAAGAAAAUUUUUAUGCUUCUUUUAGGGAUGCAUGCUUAGCACGAGGAUUGUUAGCUGAUGACAAUCUUUGGAUUGGCACCAUGAAUGAGUUGGUGGAAUAUGCUUCUCCAUCUAAAAUAAGAAAAGCCUUUUCUUUUAUAUUGAUUCACGGUGAACCGAAUAACCCACAUGAAUUGUGGGAAACCUUCCGUGCUGCAAUGAUGGAGGAAUACUUACGUCACCACCCUGAAGUACAGGCAGAACAAAUGGUGCUAGGUAAAAUUAAAGGUGUUAUUCAGCAAUUUGGUAAGCGUCUUACUGAUUUUGGUCUUCCUGCUUUACAGGAAGCCUUUCUUGAUGAUUUGCCAAAUGCUGAAGAAAUGAGGCAGGAGGCUCUAAAUAUCAGGCCUUUGUUAAAUGCUGAGCAACUUCAUGUAGCCGAUUCUAUUCUAAAUGCUGUCAUCAAUAAUAACAUUAAUGUUGCCAAUAUUUUCUUCCUAGAUGGGCCAGGUGGCACAGGUAAAACUUUUACAUAUAAUUACAUUAUUAAGGAAGUUAUUGCGAGAAAUCUGUGUGUUGCUACUUGUGCCUGGACAGGUAUUGCUGCUACAUUAUUGCAGAAUGACGGUUGUACAUGUAAUAUAAAACCCAAUAGUGACCAUGCAGCAUUUUUAAGAAGACAGGACAUCAUUAUAUUUGAUGAAGCCAGCAUGAUACCUAAAUAUGCUUUGGAAGCAAUUGACAGAAUGUUUAGGGAUAUAUGUAAUAGUGAAAUUCCCUUUGCAGGUAAAGUUUUUCUUUUGGGAGGAGAUUUCCGUCAAGUACUGCCUGUUGUCAGAAGAGCUGGACCUGCACAAAUUGUAGAAGUUUGUUUAAAAAGCUCAGUACUUUGGCCCUUGACUCGAAUUUUUCACCUCCACACGAACAUGAGAGCUGGAGAUGGAGAGCAAGUCUUUGCUGAAUUUCUUUUAAACCUUGGUAGUGGUCAGGUGCCACAAAAACCAGAUGAUCCAAAUCAAGGUUGCAUUGAAAUUCCACAUAAAUGUGUGCUGCAACCUAAUGAAAAUAUUGUUACUUUUAUUUUUAGUGAAUUUGAUCAUAUGGAAUUUUCACGUUGUGUCAUAUUAACUCCAACCAACGAAGAAGCGUUGGAAAUGAAUGAACAGAUUUUGAAUCAGAUUCCUGGCGAUACCCGUACGUAUUACAGUAUCGACUCUGCUGUUUCGGAUGAUCAAGAAGAAAUUGAUUUAUAUCCAAUAGAGUUUAUUAAUUCCUUAACUCCAAGUGGUAUGCCACCACAUCAAUUGAAUGUCAAAGCUGGAUGUGUUGUAAUGUUGUUGAGAAAUCUGUCCCUUAAAGACGGUCUUUGUAAUGGUACAAGGUUAAUGGUUCGUAAUCUGCGUGCAAAUGUUAUCGAUUGUGAAAUUCGUACUGGUAUUCGUAGAGGUGAUCGUGUCAUAAUUCCGAGAGUGUCCCUCUGUCCAAAUGAUACAAAUCUACCCUUUCAAAUUAAACGCACCCAAUUUCCUUUAAGACUGUCUUACGCAUUGACUAUAAAUAAGAGUCAGGGCCAAACUUUUGAGAAAUUUUUACGUAGACCUUGCUUUAGUCAUGGCCAACUUUAUGUUGCAUUUUCACGUGCUCGGUCAUUCCAAGCAGUAAAGGUACAGAUUGUUAAUACUUUUAAGCAAGGUUAUGUAGGAGAUAGGUGGGGUGCGAAAUCCAAUGGCUUACCUUCUCGAGGCUACCUAAAAAUGUCACUUUAUAAAAAGUUUGGCAGUGAAAACACUGCUGCUUCACCACGACUAUCGUCUGGAAGCGAAACAUCCACAACAACAGCAGUAACAGCGUCACUUGCAACAUCAGUUGCCACAACAACUACAGCUGCAACAACAACAACCACAGCGACAACGACAACAACACCUGCAUCAAGAUCUAUCUUACAAAGCAUACCUGCGGUGUCGCAGAGGCAACCCAGGACCCAGGUCAAGGGCGUCAUACCUUGUGUGGCGUCGCCUCGGGGGCAGGGACCGCGAGGGCUUCCGCUGGCGGGAGCAGCCUGGGCAUCCUACUCGCGAAGAAGGGGCGAAAUCGAUCCUGAUACAACAGGGGAUGUUUUCGCAUUAAAGUCAAUUUUUGAUCAUCAAUAUUUUGCAGAUAAAGUAAUAGUAGAGUUUUUUAUUUACUAUUACCCGGCCAUUGUAUUCUUCCCUGAACCUAUCAAUUUUGUAUCUGCAUAA